AUGGUUGGAAGUGGCAAAAUGGAGAUGAUUACUGGCAAAGGAUGUUCAAAGAUGUAUACAGAUGUAACAUGUACACUGGGUACUAAUUCCUUAAAAGAUCAUCAUCAACCACCACGUCAUUCAACGUCGAAUUCUCCAUUUUAUGGGCUCGUUAUCUGUGUUACUGGUUUGUCCAAAGAAGCAAGAAAACAAGUGAUUGAUGCUACAGAGAAAUUGGGUGGCCAAUUUAGUUCCCAUUUGCAUCCCCACUCCCAUGGACGUAAACCUGAGCAUGUCUUGAAACACGGUGCCAGAGAUGGUCUAUUUGUUGUUACACUUGGAUGGUUUGUCGAUAGUGUAAGAAGAAAUGUGAGAUUGAAUGAAUCACUAUAUGGUGUGAAGAGUUAUAAAGAAAACUAUAUGGUGAAAGAUGAUAUUAACAACAUUGGUACUGGGAGUUCUUGUCUACCUGUUGCUAUGCUUGAAAAUGUUAAACAAUCUAACUUGAUCCAGAGAUCGAGAUUAGACCCAUUAGAAGAGCAGAAAAGAAGUUCAGUUUUUUCAAGGCAAACCUUUUAUUUAGACCCAGACCUUUCGGCCGAGCUGAGAAACAAGGUUGUAGAUGCUGUUCUUCGGGAAGGUGCUAUAGUGACAAACAGGUGGUUAGUUGGUCAGGACACAGCUUACGUAGUGUGUGAAGUUUCUUUUGUUCGAAAAUAUUUUGGUCACUCCAAUAGUAUUGUUACGCCUCAAUGGGUUCUGAAGACUGUAAAGGAGACUCGGCCACAGAGGCUCAUCCAUUUAUCCGCUGACUUGGCACGUCAUGUAGGAACAAUGCUUGGUGAUGACCAAGGUGGAACUGAUCGAAAGGUUAGCAACAAGGCUGAUGUUUCUCAAGAUACACACAAUUUUAUUACGAAAUCAGACCACAAAGAGAACCAAAGGAUUGCGAUCCUUGCAAAAGAGGGGGUCAGAAAUCGCCGGGGCCAUCAUAUGGAGGAGUGUCAAACACUAAUAAAGCCUUUAGCUCGAAGCAUCCUUCUUGAUUCAAUCAGCUGGAUUAUGUCUGAGCCAUCAUCAACUGCGUCUAUCACUAUGGACUCUUUUAGUUUGAACGAUGCAAAUGAAAGCAUGAAGGAACCCAGUGAUUGUUUUGUGAAUUUAUUACGUCCACUUUCGGAAAGGGAAAAGAGCGAGUUAGUUUUCGGGAACCACUUCAUUACCAUACUAUUUCCAGUGGACCGGUUCGCUGAGAUGGGCCCUGUCUCAAGGACAUUCUUUAGUCACACAGGGUUCACAUGUUCACAGUUGCUAGAUCAUAUCUAUGCCUUUUAUCAGGAAAACAUGUCAACAUCCGAGAUAGAGUUAGCAAUCCACACUGAUUCUCGGCAUGCUGACAGGCUGAGGUCCAUGUACUCGAGUAAAGACGCUAUGGAGUACGGUUUUGUGGUAGUAAAGCGUGUUGACUUCUUAGGGAGUCACAGAAUCUUUAAAAUGCUGAGGCGUGUACCUGGAAACUACAGUAACAAGGUUUACGAGUUGUUGACUCAAGCAUAGCAAAUGAACUUUAUAAACACACUGGCAAAUCUAUUAUCAGUUAUAAUUGAAACUAUAUUAAAAUCUUCCUUUUCCAUAA
Molecule: messenger RNA, 1615 nt
Organism: Erigeron canadensis
Lineage: Eukaryota; Viridiplantae; Streptophyta; Magnoliopsida; Asterales; Asteraceae
Exons: 10
Coding region: 1-1536 (511 amino acids)
Source: RefSeq, a predicted model, not a curated record